This is a messenger RNA of Propithecus coquereli (Coquerel's sifaka), 800 nucleotides long. It is a transcript of the gene MYL6, whose product is annotated as myosin, light chain 6, alkali, smooth muscle and non-muscle. The record is from RefSeq and is a predicted model, not a curated record. Bases 142 to 597 code for a protein of 151 amino acids. Gene Ontology annotation, molecular function: structural constituent of muscle; calcium ion binding. Gene Ontology annotation, cellular component: myosin II complex. The transcript is spliced from 7 exons. Lineage: Eukaryota; Metazoa; Chordata; Mammalia; Primates; Indriidae.
CGUUUGCGUCAAGCCAGGCCAGGGCUCCUAUUGGCUGAAUCAGCCGAGGGUGACGUCAUUGGGACGUACUAAGACUAGGGUUGGGCCUAGAGUCGGAGCCAUUACUGCCGGAAAAAGGUCCCGCGGAGCUGAAGAGUCAAGAUGUGUGACUUCACCGAGGACCAGACUGCAGAAUUCAAGGAGGCCUUCCAGCUGUUUGACCGAACAGGUGAUGGCAAGAUCCUGUACAGCCAGUGUGGGGAUGUGAUGAGGGCCCUGGGCCAGAACCCCACCAACGCCGAGGUGCUCAAGGUCCUGGGGAACCCCAAGAGUGACGAGAUGAAUGUGAAGGUGCUGGACUUUGAGCACUUUCUGCCGAUGCUGCAGACCGUGGCCAAGAACAAGGACCAAGGGACCUAUGAGGAUUAUGUCGAAGGCCUUCGGGUGUUUGACAAGGAAGGGAAUGGCACCGUCAUGGGUGCUGAAAUCCGGCAUGUCCUUGUCACACUGGGUGAGAAGAUGACAGAGGAAGAAGUCGAGAUGUUGGUGGCUGGGCAUGAGGACAGCAAUGGUUGUAUCAACUAUGAAGCGUUUGUGAGGCAUAUCCUGUCGGGGUGACGGGCCCGUGGGGCGGAGCUCGUCCGUAUGGUGCUGAAUGGCUGAGGACGCUCCCAGUAACCCUAGAACCCGUGCCUUUCCCUGUGUGAGACUGUAUCUAGUCUGAAGGUGUCCUAGGCUAUCUGGUCACAGCACUUUUCCCACCUUGUCUCUGGGAUGAUGUUUGCCAUCAGCAUUCACCAAAUAAACUUGCUUUCUGUGCC